UGUAGUUGGCCUUUGUAAAUCACUUGUAAAAUAUUCAAAAAUAUUUUUUAAAUUUAGAGAGAUACUUAAGUCCUCUAUAUUUGGGAUUAUAAUGUCUGGGAGCAUUGUUUUCACAGGAUCCCUGCUAAGAUAGAGUUUACUAAUAUUAAGUGUACGUCCUUGGAUACGACUUUUGACGACUUCGAGUACUGCCGACUGAAGUCCGUGAACCGCACUUUCAAAUAUAUGUCGCUGAAAGUGAAACUGUAUAAGAUUCCCAUUACCAAAGUCAAGGUCAACUUUGCAUUGCUUAAGAGAUUCGGUGGAUACCAGCCGUUUCUUUAUAACAUCACGGUGGAUGCCUGUAGAGUUCUGAAAUAUCCCAAGUCAAACCCAGUUUUUGGCUUUUUCCACAGUCUCUUUCUGCAGCAUUCCAACAUGAAUCAUACGUGUCCCUUUGAUCACGACCUUAUUGUGGAUAAGCUUUCCGCCGAGUUUGUAAAUACGCAAUUUACAAAAGUUUUGCCUUUUCCGCUCGGAGAUUACCAAUUUUAUUCCAACUGGAUGGCAGAUGAUAUAAGCCGGGCGGAAGUUCGGGUCUACGGCACGCUCUCCUAAAUACAAAAUGAUUGUUAAUAACCUUUUUAAAUGUUUUCGCUAUACAUUAAAAUUAGUAUUCGGCGA
This is a messenger RNA of Drosophila biarmipes, 663 nucleotides long. RefSeq lists its product as uncharacterized. The record is from RefSeq and is a predicted model, not a curated record. NCBI's taxonomy places the organism in Eukaryota, Metazoa, Arthropoda, Insecta, Diptera, Drosophilidae. The transcript has 4 exons. The coding region runs from base 226 to 597 and encodes 123 amino acids.